This is a messenger RNA of Jaculus jaculus (lesser Egyptian jerboa), 189 nucleotides long. Its product is annotated as ATP synthase subunit ATP5MJ, mitochondrial-like. The record is from RefSeq and is a predicted model, not a curated record. The coding region runs from base 1 to 189 and encodes 62 amino acids. Lineage: Eukaryota; Metazoa; Chordata; Mammalia; Rodentia; Dipodidae. The transcript is spliced from 3 exons. Gene Ontology annotation, cellular component: mitochondrion.
AUGAAUGUGCUUCAAAGCAUUCUUAAGAAUAUGUGGGUCUCUCUGAAACCCUACUAUACCCAGGUUUAUGAAGAAAUGUGGGUAGGAGUAGGAUUGAUGUUCAUGAUUGUUUAUAAAAUCAGGAAUGCUGAUAAAAUAAGUAAAGCUUUGAGAGGCUCCAUCCUUGCAGCUGCCCACGGUCAUCACUAA